Molecule: messenger RNA, 1347 nt
Organism: Labrus bergylta (ballan wrasse)
Lineage: Eukaryota; Metazoa; Chordata; Actinopteri; Labriformes; Labridae
Product: protein FAM180A
Source: RefSeq, a predicted model, not a curated record
ACUCAACAUUAAGAGCGUUUUAAUCCGCCCUUUUUAUAUCAGUUUACGACUCUGAAUCUGAAGACACAGAGAGCGAGGCUGGAAGAAGAGUGUGUGUGUGUGUUGUGUGUGUGUGUGAGAGGAUGAUCAGCAUGCAGUGGUGGGCUCCGCUCGUCGUUGUUUACCUGUCUAUGUACCUGGAAGCCAGUCAGCACCGUAGAAAAGCUCUGUAUCCAUCUGCCUAUAGGAUAAAGCGUGGGACCUAUUCACUGAUCAACCCAGUGUUCCAACAAACCAUGGAGGAUGUAAACCUGCUCUUUGAGAUCCUUCUUGCCGGAACGCAGAUCCAAGACGGCGACCACGCCAUGCUGAUCCCAGACCAGGAGCUGGCCUCUCUACGGAGCGUGGAGAAGCUGGAGGUCAUCUGCGACGACGUCCUGCCCAAGAGGCUCUCGGAAAUCCGUCAUCUGACAGCGGAGCUCGCUCUGCGCCGGCAGCGCCUGAGCCUGCAGGACUUUGAGAGGACGGUGCUGACUCUGGUUUACGGCGCUCAGACUCUGGCUAGAAUCAGGGACCAGCAGCAGAGACGGGUGUGGACAGACUCUGUGCUGCAGCUGUUCAGAGCCAUUCAGAAAGAUCUCAGACCCCCUUGAGGUGUUCUAUGUGUAGCCGUUUCAUAGAAAAACUUUUUGCAGUAAGUACCCAAGUAAUCCUUAUAAAGACACCAAUUAUCUCUUCAAAUACCAAGCUUGCAUUCUUCAGAUCUGAUUUGAAUGUCUACACACUCCAAAGUGAAACUCGUGUGUCUGUCCGAUGUAAAAAAAGACACUUGAUAAAUACAAAAAAUGAAACCUGCAUUUUUUUUAACGGCCAGCAGGGGGAGACUCCACUUGUUGCCGGAAGAAGUUCCAUUGAAAAAUAACAACAGAUGAAAAAUUGACACUAAUGAUGAUGAUGAUUUAAGUUCGCAACCACUUGUUUAACGUCUCCUGCAAAAAAUCAAAGCGUUUAUGUUACUGCCCCUUUAACACCGAAACAAACAAUGAAGCAGGGUGGGCUUAAGGGCGUGGCUUCAUGUGAUUGACAAGUCUCUACAGCAGCAGCAGGGAUAUGCCACAACCCAAAUAUGGCCAUAUCUAGCUCCAGGAAGAAAACUAAACAUUAUGGCGGACAUGGAAUGCCAAACUUGAAGCUUCAAAAUGUUAGUCAACAAAUCAAAGGGAUGACAUCACAACUGCUAUGUCCACUUCUUAUAUACAGUGUAUAUAUCAUCGUUAAUAUUUUUACAUGUACGUAAAGAUGAACUAUAAUGGAUUGAUCCUCAGUAUUUUAAUCUGGAUCUAUCUAUAAAAAAUGGUGUAUUUCAUU